AUGUUCCCUUUCAUCAAUAACGCCCGAGACCAAAACCCAACAAAGCACUUUCUAUUCUAUUCAAACUUAAGAAACAUUUUCUACAUCACGGUGAUGGACGACCUGACAGCCGGGACGCAUCAAGCGACGCCAGACUUCGACGCGGACGAAUUCCUCGCAAAGGUAUCUUCCGACUACCACGCAAAAAGCAGAGGCGUCCUCAAAAGUCAUUUCCACCGUACCGCUUCGCAUAUAGUGGCCCGUAAGAACGGGUUUAUCUUAGCUGCGAAAGUAUUCUACCAGAAAGACUGUGCGAUCAUCAUUCGGGCAGACAAUAUCUGGCUAGCUAUUCUUGCGCAGCUGACACCCUGGAUCUAUCAAGCCGCUCCCGUUCCAGAAAAUCAACAUAUCCCGACCUUUACUCCAAAUCAGCUCGAUAACCCAGUCUGGGUGGCAAGGUACUUGUCCCAUUGCGUCGAAAUAAAAUUUGGCCCCCAGGCCACGAAAGUUCUUAUGCCGGAUUUCUGCACGACCACGCCCGCAGAUGCCACAGCGGCCGCCCUCAUACUACUCGGCACACCUUGCACGAAUCUCUUCUACCUGGCAAUAGAGACGCCGAAGAAACAUCCCAAUUGCGACAAUGUGUUUUUCAGAGGCGACAGCGCGAACUGGUAUAAGAUGUAUCUAAGUCUUGAGGCACUCGGAACCUGGUCCACAGACCUGAAUUACAUCGCACUUCAGCAUCAAGGCUUACUGCACAGCAUUUUGACAACUGGGGAGAAUGAAUCAUGGAGCGAGUUCUGGAAGAACAUGAUCAUAAUGGACCCCGAGAAAUCUCUGAUGAGUGGUUGGCUUUUUGCCUUCUUCAAUUGGUACAAGCACGACAAAAAUCCUUUAUUUCCUGUUUGUACAGGUAUGCCUUCUGCUGUUGCAUCGCUGCCUAUUAUGGUCAGUGAUGAUCAGGGUGUCAAGAAUUGCACAAUGGUUGGAGGCUUAGCUGGGAUUUCGGUUGAAGAACCAGAUGUUAUUGACUGUGAGACUGAUAUCGAUGGUGUUGUUCAGCCGAUGUCUGGCUGGCUGGUGUACUUGGACAAAGACCCUGAACCGGGGGAAUAG
Molecule: messenger RNA, 1095 nt
Organism: Fusarium redolens
Lineage: Eukaryota; Fungi; Ascomycota; Sordariomycetes; Hypocreales; Nectriaceae
Exons: 1
Coding region: 1-1095 (364 amino acids)
Source: RefSeq, a predicted model, not a curated record